This is a messenger RNA of Trichobilharzia szidati, 1083 nucleotides long. The record is from the annotation of a GenBank genome assembly. NCBI's taxonomy places the organism in Eukaryota, Metazoa, Platyhelminthes, Trematoda, Strigeidida, Schistosomatidae.
AUGAAGCAACAGGGAAAGAGUAUUGAACCGUAUUGUGAAGAGAAGAGUGAUUUGAUGUGUUAUCACAAAACCGCCUUUGGACUAUGUUCUGUUGCUCAGUUUACUACAAGUUUACCUCCACCUGAGCAAUAUUUCAGAGCUCAAAGAGGAAAUAUGUUCGGUCAAGAUUUCGGCAAUAAUUCAGUGUGUAUUCGGCAUAAAGGAGCUUGGGAAGCCAGAAUGAAUGGGCUGGUUUCAAGAGAUGCUCGAAUCAAAGCCACUUGUCAUCAGAUUUCUUGUUCUGGUGGUCUCAAAGUAGUUGUCGGUGGACAACCGUUCCCCUGUCAAUCAGGUGUGGCAAGAAUUCAAACGAAGCAGAUUACUGGGGAGGCUAUCUGUCCACCACCAAAUGAAGUUUGUGGAAACUAUGGUGUUUUGGGCGAACCGGUCGACAAGCGUCAACACGGUGGCAACAGACUUAAAUUUAUUGUGCAGUAUGAAGAGGGUUUUCGAAGACAACCAUCAUUUCAACAAUUCAAGAAUGAAGUCGUUCAACGAGCUCUUGAUUUCUGGGAAAGAACGCUGAGUGUAAGAAGACCACCAAACAGGAGACUUCUAGUUCCAAGAGUCAAUGACAAUAAUGAUCUGGCAGGAAGACUGGAAGGUGAUGAAAUUACUGAAGUGGUGGAGAAGGCGCUUAAUUUCUGGUCGAGAGCACUGAGUGUACGGAAACCACCAAACAGAAAACUCCUAGUUCAACGAGGAUGUGUCGAACCGUAUAUCUACACGGAACCAGUUUCAGGCAGAAAGUUUUGCAAAGACAAGUCUCAAAGAGGAAAUAUGUUCGGUCAAGAUUUCGGCAAUAAUUCAGUGUGUAUUCGGCAUAAAGGAGCUUGGGAAGCCAGAAUGAAUGGGUUGGUUUCAAGAGAUGCUCGAGUCAAAGCCACUUGUCAUCAGAUUUCUUGUUCUGGUGGUCUCAAAGUAGUUGUCGGUGGACAACCGUUCCCCUGUCAAUCAGGUGUGGCAAGAAUUCAAACGAAGCAGAUUACUGGGGAGGCUAUCUGUCCACCACCAAAUGAAGUUUGUGGAAAUAAGAGAAGAUGA